GCAGGUAUAAAUUGAGAAGCAACCCGAGCAAAGGAACCCAUCACAGACCCAGAGGCAACAUGGCAGAAAAACGCUCUGGAAAAGAUUAUUACAGGAAGAACUUCUUUCCAAAGAAUUAUUUAAACAUGUACCUGACUUUUGUGUCUGGUGAUUCUUCGCAUUGCGGCACUGCACAAGCUCCCAUCCUGGACAAGCUCCACAAGGCAUUCGCAGAGGAUGGCAUCCAUGGAGACACCCUGAUUGACAUUGGAAGCGGGGCCUCCAUCCACCAGCUCCUCGCUGCCUGUGAGUCCUUCAAGGAGAUCAUCGUCACUGAUUUCCUUGAGCAGAACCGGGAGGAGAUGAAGCGGUGGCUGAUGAAGGACCCGGAAGCAUUUGACUGGACCCCGGUGCUGAAAUACGCCUGCCAGCUGGAGGGGGACAGUGAGAAGUGGAAGGAAAAGGAGGAGAAGCUCAGGAGGACCAUCAAGCAAGUCCUGCCUUGCGACGUGACCCUGGCCAAUCCCUUGGAUCCUUUGGUGCUCCCACCAGUUGACUGCGUCAUCUCCACUUAUUGCCUGGAAUCGGCUUGUGAUGAUCUUCCCGCUUACUGUGCAGCUGUGAAGAAUGUGGGCUCCUUGGUCAAACCUGGGGGCCACCUUAUCUUUGCAGUGGUUAUGGAGGAAACCUACUACAUGGUUGGCCCACACAAGUUUGAUUGCCUUUGGUUGACACCAGAAACGGUCAGAGAUGCUGUGGAAGGGGCCGGCUUUGAAGUCCUGUGGUCUCAGAGCCUUGGGUUCACCUUUCCACUACCAAUCUGCGAUGCCAAAGACUCCAUUUUGAUAGUGGCCAAGAAACCUAGUGAAUCCCUAGUGAAAGAACCAAAGCCAGUUAAAGGAACACCGUAA
Anolis sagrei ordinatus is the source of this 890-nucleotide messenger RNA. RefSeq names its product indolethylamine N-methyltransferase-like. Lineage: Eukaryota; Metazoa; Chordata; Lepidosauria; Squamata; Anolidae. Gene Ontology annotation, cellular component: cytosol. Gene Ontology annotation, molecular function: N-methyltransferase activity. The record is from RefSeq and is a predicted model, not a curated record.